Heteronotia binoei (common prickly gecko) is the source of this 3481-nucleotide messenger RNA. RefSeq names its product insulin induced gene 1 (gene INSIG1). Gene Ontology annotation, cellular component: endoplasmic reticulum; SREBP-SCAP-Insig complex. Gene Ontology annotation, biological process: cholesterol biosynthetic process; SREBP-SCAP complex retention in endoplasmic reticulum; cellular response to insulin stimulus. The record is from RefSeq and is a predicted model, not a curated record. Bases 65 to 886 code for a protein of 273 amino acids. NCBI's taxonomy places the organism in Eukaryota, Metazoa, Chordata, Lepidosauria, Squamata, Gekkonidae. The transcript is spliced from 6 exons.
GCGCGCGGGAGAGGAAGGAGGGAUCUGAGGGGCUUCGCGGGGCGGCGGAUUAGGCAGAAAGCGAAUGGAGAAUUCAGUCCCUGGACUGGAGGGUCAUACCUGCAGUUGUUCCUGUGUUGCUGGGAGAAGGAAGAAAGCUCCCGUAGGAGGAACUGCUUCAGGGCUGGCAGCCAAGGUGGGCGAAAUGCUGAGUUCAUCUGUCUCAAACUCUCCUCUAACAUUAAUGGCCCAUGGAGCCCAGAAGCCCAGCAGCUCCAGCCUCAGCAGCAGCUCCAGCAGCAGCUUGAACUUGAGCCGGGACGUAUUGCAGCGGAGCCUGGUGCUGUUCUUUGUGGGCACAUUUCUGGCACUCGUGCUGAACUUGCUGCAGAUCCAGAGAAAUGUGACUCUGUUUCCAGAGGAAGUAAUGUCAACCAUCUUUUCUUCUGCCUGGUGGGUGCCCCCUUGCUGUGGAACAGCAGCAGCUGUUGUUGGUCUGCUGUAUCCCUGCAUUGAUAGUCAUCUUGGUGAGCCUCACAAAUUCAAGAGAGAAUGGGCCAGUGUCAUGCGCUGUAUAGCCGUUUUUGUUGGCAUUAACCAUGCAAGUGCUAAAUUGGAUUUUGCAAACAAUAUCCAGCUCUCCUUGACACUGGCAGCACUGUCAUUGGGCCUCUGGUGGACAUUCGAUCGUUCCCGAAGCGGUCUGGGCCUUGGAAUUACAAUAGCUUUUCUAGCCACCCUGAUUACACAGUUUCUUGUCUAUAAUGGAGUUUAUCAGUAUACCUCUCCAGAUUUCCUUUACAUCCGAUCUUGGCUGCCAUGUAUUUUUUUCUCAGGUGGUGUGACUGUAGGGAACAUAGGACGCCAGCUGGCUAUGGGUGUUCCUGAGAAGCCUCACAGUGACUGAGUGUUUGGCUGUGCAGUGCCCUUGCGAAGGCAAAAUGGAGAUGGCUUCCUGAGUCUGAACUGGGAUUAUUUUUCUUGGAUAACCUGUGUGGGCUCUGUGCGCAAAUGACUGGUGAAGGAAUGUUAAAUUCACCUUACAGCAGCCAAGGGCUUACCUUGGUUUUCCAGAGAGACAUCUGUACUUGGUUCUCCUGUGGAAGAAUUCCAUAGAGACUUAAUACAUAGCAAGCCGUGCUUGGUGCCAGUGGUCCCAGGCGCUAGGUUCCAGUUGAAGUCACUGAAACAGCGGCCAUAUUUCAAAGCCUUGAAGCAAAACAAAACUCUAAGCUUUGUGCAGAUGCCCAAAGAAGGUUGACUGACUGGUGGUGCUGGAAGGUGGAAGUACAUGAGUGUCAUAGGAAAUAGUAUUUAUCCAACUGUUCUUUAAGAUAGGGUUGUCAGAGGAUCAGAUAAGAAUACAAUCACUUGGAUGUCAUGUGAAGGGAUAAUAGCCACAGGCACAAUCUGAUGGGAAGUUCUGCUUUGCAGGCCCCACUGAAAUGGGAGGGAGAAGGGCCCUGCUCUUUCAGUGGGGCUUCUACUGGAGAGCUGGUUUGGAGUUCCAUUUUGACUUGUGUGGGUUUUUUGCAGUUUCAGAUCUCUUGAGAAAGUCAAGCAAACUGUCUCGUUAAUAAAGAAGCAAUAAGUUUCCCAGCUGCUCAUAAGAUCAGCUGGCCCCUUAUUCCUGUCCUGCUGUCAAAUUAAACACAGCCAAAAUCCAUUCUUGGUCAGCAACUCACUUUGCUGCAUCUCCAAAGGGGGGAAGCCCUGAAGUCCCUUCCUGAUAAACCAGUCCUCAGAGUGCAGGACAGGAGGAGGAUUCUCACCCGAUUCCUGUGGGGUUUUCUUUCUGGGAGUCUUUCUAGUUUGGGGGCUCCGACUAUAGCUGCCAUCAAAAGAAGCAGGGCAGGCCAAAAGUGUUACUUCAUGCUUCUUAUCAGUGAACUCCGACUUCACACUGUGUUUCUGAAGAAAUCAUUGCUCUUGUUGUUUUUUUUAAUCCAACCCUAUAUGACUUGCAAUCUGUGAUUGCCUUGUUAAAAACGCCUACAUCACUGUGUUAAACAUGUGGGGUGUCUUAAGUAGUUUCAUAGGCAGCACAAUGGCAACUUUAAUAACAUAGGCCACAGUUGACCUAAUUAACAAGUAUUGGGUCUCAGAAUUUAGAAGUGCAAUGUACAACUGAGAAAUCUGAGCCUUGUCUCCCCUUAGUCUCCUUAAACAAUGGGGAGCUAUUAAUCUCAUUUCAAUGCUGCACAGAGGCAAAAGUCAGCAAUAAUUGAAUUAGUAAUACUAGUUCAUGCCUCCUCCUUCUCACUUCUAAAGAAAUGCUCUGGUUCUGUGCUUGUGGGGUGCAAAGUGCUCUUCCUACGUUGCCUUUUUAAAAAAGUUGUAUUAGGCAAUUGGCUCUUCUCCAUCUCUAGCACCAGGUAGGUCUUCCAAUCUAGUCAGGGGCCAUCAGCUGAAACUUGCAUCCUUCCCUUUGAGGCUCUUUUUUCCCUCUCAAGGAAGCCUCCUAAUGCAGGGUUUCUCUGGCUCUUGAAACCCAGGUCCCUUCUAAAUUGAUACUGCCUUCUUAGCCAACCAACUCGGUGGUACGCACGAGGAGAGCCUUUGUCCGCAGCCGCAUGUGUACAGCCUGUUGUGGACAAUAGGGGACUAAUAGAGCACUGGGAUUAGGGCGAAUGAGGUCCCCCCCAACCAAUUCUGGCUCCAGUGCUCAAGCUUCCACUGUUGGGAGGAAAAUGUCUUUGGUGUGCCAGCUGUAGGAUCUUUGCCCUUCCUGAAACUUCAGGUCCUCUUCCUCAGUGAGUGGCACUUUCCUAGUUAAAGUCUGAGAACCACCAUCCUAAAAAAAAUGUUUUUGAGUAUAUUUCAAUGCUGUUAAGUGUUUGGGGUUUUCUGUUCAUUUGUUUGAAACAGAGGUUGAUAGAAGAAGCCUUCAGGCAGUCAUGGGCAAAUCACUGACUCUGAAGCAGGUGGUAUUAUUGUUUGCAGUCUUGACUUUCUCUUUUUGCCUUCCAUUGGCUUUUAAAGGUAUAGCAGUUUAUCAAAGUGAGUUGAAUACAUAUUCAUGGUGUAAUGCUUUCUCUACACAUGUAAGAGACUGACUGGCAUUAUUUGAUGGCUAUGCCUAUGCAAACCUGUAUCUGUUUGUUGAUAUCAGAUUUCAGCCACUUGUGUUCCGUAACUUCACCCAGAAGGCAAAGAAGCGCUUUGAGAUAUCCAUCUCCCCAGUACCAGAUAGAACUAAAAAGGACAAUUAUAGGUGUAAAUAUGUAAUCAUGGAAAACAGUUAAGUAUUUUAUUCGUGAAGGUUUGAAAGGAAAUCUUUCUUUUGACAAGGUGGCCAAAAUACAAGUCAGAAGUUCAAUCUUGCCAAUAUUUGUAUGUAUCUGAACCAAAGUGAUCAGUUUGUGUUACAAUGAGAAGUAUGAGGGGGAAAACUUGCACUAUUCUUGAUUGGCAUCCUUAGAUUCUCCGACUGGGUAGGCUUUCAGUAGUGGUGUGUGUAUGUGUGUGUAUUUUUUUAAUUAUUAUUAAAGGUUUAAAUCAA